Messenger RNA from Brassica oleracea var. oleracea, 789 nucleotides. Its product is annotated as glutathione S-transferase T3-like. The coding region runs from base 1 to 789 and encodes 262 amino acids. The transcript has 2 exons. NCBI's taxonomy places the organism in Eukaryota, Viridiplantae, Streptophyta, Magnoliopsida, Brassicales, Brassicaceae. The record is from RefSeq and is a predicted model, not a curated record.
AUGGAUCCAAGCAAUCUUCGUAGCCAGUUCUCUAGCUACGUAGGACUGCUUCACAGUCAACAAGGUAGCGUUUUCCAUGAAAACUUUCCUUAUGAAAGUUUUCAUUCUAGUGUUAACUUUGGAGAAUCACAGACUUUUCCGGCUUUCAGUUCACAACAAUCUCAAGACGCACCAGUACAGACACCAGCAGCCCGUGUUGUAAGACGCAAAUGGAAUCCAGCAGAUGACGAAGUGCUGAUCAGAGUGUGGCUUAACACUUCCAAGGAUGCUAUUGUUGCAAAUGAGCAGAGAAUCAAUGAAGAUGUUAACAAGUUCUGUGCCGCAUACUCGGCAGCAGAGCGACAAAUGAGCAGUGGUGAGACUGACACUGACGUUCUGAAGAAGGCGCAUGACAUUUUCUUCUCUGAUCAAGAGCACAAGUUCACACUAAAACAUGCUUGGUGUGUGUUGAGGUAUGAACAUAAGUGGCUCAGCCUUAACACACCCACGGCUGGUGGCGUUUCAAAGAGGAAGAAUGUGGAGAUAAAUUCCCAAACUUCUACCAACGAAGGCUUCGUUGAUGUUGAGAGCAGGCCCGAAGGUGUCAAGGCUGCUAAGGCUAAAAGAAAUACGGGUAAAGGGAAGUCCUUGGCUGAGAUUGCGACCGUUUGGGAAAAGAAGAAGGACGAUUUGGUGAGGAAGGAGAGACUGUCGAGGCUAGCAAUACUAGACACUCUCCUUGCCAAGACUCAACCAUUGAGUGAGGUGGAAGAAGCUGUGAACAAUAAGCUCUUAGCCGAGUUAUUCUGA